Messenger RNA from Helianthus annuus (common sunflower), 858 nucleotides. Its product is annotated as glutathione S-transferase T3-like. Bases 1 to 858 code for a protein of 285 amino acids. The record is from RefSeq and is a predicted model, not a curated record. The transcript is spliced from 3 exons. NCBI's taxonomy places the organism in Eukaryota, Viridiplantae, Streptophyta, Magnoliopsida, Asterales, Asteraceae.
AUGGGGUUCACCACUUGGAACACACAACAAACCGGUGGUUUUCAAAACGUUGGAGGAUCGAGACAACAAAAUGUGGUGGAUUUAGAUGACGAAGAAGUUCCGGAGACCCAGUUCCAUGUCGGUCAAAAUGAUGUUGAACCUCAAAAAAAGAAACGUUCACACAAGAGGAAAACACCGGGUGAAGAACGCUUGAAAACCAAACCGAUACCAUGGACUUCCAACGAGGAAAUGAGCUUGUCCAAGGCUUGGCUAGAAAUAACCGAAGACCCGAGAUGUAGUAACUAUCAAAAGGAAAAAACAUAUUGGUCUCGUAUUUACAACGUUUUCCUCAAGUUGGAAGAUCAAGAAGAUGGAUACCGUGAUCCCGAUGGUAUUGGCGCGAAGUGGCGUAAAAUGCAUCCUUUGAUUCAAAGUUUCAACCAAAUAUACACUCGCCUAAGUAACUCGAGUGUGCGCCAAAGUGGUUCCGACGAUGCGAUGCUCCAAGCAAACGCCCAAAAUGAAUUCCGAGCCGAACACAAGAAGGCGUUUCCUUAUCUUGCUAUUUGGCAAUUUUUAAGAACGAGUUCGAAAUUUCACAUAGUCAUCGCCUUCGAUCCAUUUAAAAGUCGUGGCCAACCGUCGGCUAAGCGGUCAAAAACCUCAUCCUCAAACGACCAUCAAAGUACCGGUUCGGACGCUCGGUGCCAAAUAAAUCUCAACGACAUUGAGGAAGAUUUGGAAGAGCCACAUGAAGAGACCGAUGCGUUUCAACCACCACAACGGCCGGUUGGCCGAGAUAGGGCCAAAAAAGCCGCCCAACCGUCUUCUAGCGGUGUACGAAUCGACUUCCGAAACGUUCGAAAAAGUGACCAAUAA